Salvia splendens (bonfire salvia) is the source of this 1462-nucleotide messenger RNA. RefSeq names its product protein GL2-INTERACTING REPRESSOR 1. The transcript has a single exon. Lineage: Eukaryota; Viridiplantae; Streptophyta; Magnoliopsida; Lamiales; Lamiaceae. Bases 847 to 1182 code for a protein of 111 amino acids. The record is from RefSeq and is a predicted model, not a curated record.
UAGAUAAUAAGCCCGGAAACAACACGUUGGAUAAGUAUAUCCAGCUACCAGUACAUGCAUUUUCCCAAUUACAAAAUCAUAAAUAAUCCAGCAUGAGAAAUGGAGGUCAAUCAAUGAGAUUAGUAAUAUGGAAAAUUGAAGAAGUUUUAAUGGAAAUGAAAAUCAAAAUCUCAAGCCCUAGAAAAUAUAGUAGCAAGAGGUAACAUUAAUAUUUGAGAAAUAAGGGCCGUCCAACACAUGCAAGAACUUAAAUAUAUCUCUUGCAAAUAUUAAUAAUGGUGUGGUUGAAUUUGUUAGAAAUUAAGUGAUGCUUUAAUGGCUGUUGCUGAGCUUUCCCUGUUACUUUGUAUGUAUCUGUAUCUAUACAUCCCUACACACACUAAACACACACACCGACUCCCCAGCCAAUGAAUGACGGCCUUCCCUCCAGUUUUGCUUAAUUGCAAUAUUUACUGCAAAUUUCCAUUCCUGCUCUCUACCAUCUUGGGAUUUUUUCCAACAAUUAAUACAAUUUACUCAUUUUCUCUCUUUCUCUUCUACAUCCACCCCUCACCUUAAUUUAAUUCAGCAUUAAAUCAAUCCCAUUAUAUUUUCUCCUAUAUAUAUGUACCAUGGUCCUAGACUUCCUAAGCCAACAACCUCAGCCACUUCAUGUUGUGGCAGUUGCUGACUCUACUGGCCACAACCACCGUAUAGAAGCUGCGCGACUAUCGACACCUUCAGGUAUAUCUAAUUCUCCGAACGUGUAUGUAGCAACUCAAUCGACUAUAUGAUUCAUGCUCAUAUCGGCAAUAUAUUUUCGUCUAUUUGAUCCAAAGGUAAAGCGAACGGACAAACCUUGAAACGAUGAGCCGAAGGAACGGAGCGAAGCUUGAUCUCAAGUUGAACUUGUCCCCGCCGAGGGCUGGGCGCCGCGUUAGCGAGGAGUCCCCAAGGAGGCGCUCACCGUCUGUUUCGCCAACGAGCUCAUGUGUCUCAUCGGAGGCGAACCACCAGGAGGAUCAGUUCCGCUACUUGGAGGGCCAUGAGGAGAACUCGAUGAUGCUGGUGGGAUGCCCCCGUUGCCUCAUGUAUGUGAUGCUGUCGGAGGAGGAUCCGAGGUGCCCCCAGUGCAAGAGCACUGUGCUGCUCGACUUCCUCCAUGACACCGCCACCUCCGCCACCAAAAACAACAAGAAUUAGAAACCAGCGACUCCAAAACAGGAAUAAGGAAAUUUUAAAGAUUCUGCUUUAAUCCAGUUACUUUUAAAAAAAGAAAAAGAAUCAAAUCAGAAUGCAGUUAUUUCCAGAGGUAGUUAGCUAGUAGCACUAUUGUUGCUCCGCUUCUCCACCGGCAUGUACAAGGAGCAGUGGAGCCUUAAUAGUGCUACUUUUAUUUCUCCGUUUUUAAAUUAGUUUUGUUCCAUUUCUAUUAAGCAUAGGAAGCAGAUUGCCAUGGCUAUGCAUAACAAAGUUUUAUUUA